Molecule: messenger RNA, 1918 nt
Organism: Girardinichthys multiradiatus
Lineage: Eukaryota; Metazoa; Chordata; Actinopteri; Cyprinodontiformes; Goodeidae
Product: mitochondrial dynamics protein MID51-like
Exons: 4
Coding region: 1-1422 (473 amino acids)
Biological process (GO): positive regulation of mitochondrial fission; mitochondrion organization
Cellular component (GO): mitochondrial outer membrane
Source: RefSeq, a predicted model, not a curated record
AUGGCCGGGAUGAAUGGGGACCGAAAAGGGAAAAAGGAUGACAACGGGAUCGGAACCGCUAUAGAUUUCAUGCUUUCCAAUGCCAAGCUCGUGCUGGGGGUGGGCGGGGCAGCCAUGCUUGGCAUUGCAACACUAGCUGUCAAAAGAAUGUAUGAUCGGACCAUAAGUGCCCCUACCAACCCCACCAAGAUGCAGCAGACUGGAAAGAGAAGCUGGGAAGAGCCUGCGUGGAUGGGCUCGUCACCACGAGUACUCAACCAUGACAUGAAGUCCACAGUUAGCAGGUCCCUCCAGUCGCUGCCCACGUCCUCACGUUCUUUUGAACCAGACUGCCUGCGAAGAGCUGCAGGUCGCUCUGCAUGUGGUGCCACCCAGUCCAGCCUGAUGCGGGCCAGGAUGCGUCUCUCCCUGCAGGAACGUCUGUGGGAGUUCUACCAAACCAGGGUCAACAUCCCUGCUGAGGAGCAGGCCAUGGCCCGAAGGGCGGCGCUGGACAUCUGUGCAGAGCUCCGAGUCUUUCUUCAUGCCAAGCUGCCUGACAUGCCGCUCAGAGAGAUGUACCUCAGCGGCAGUUUGUAUGAUGACCUUCAGGUGGUGACUGCUGACCAUGCCCAGUUGAUGGUGCCUCUCAUCUUGGAAAAUAAUCUGUGGUCUUCCAUCCCAGGAGAGGACACUAUCAUGAACGUCCCAGGUUUCUGGCUUGUCCGCAGGGAGAACUUGGAGUACUUCCCACGAAGUAGCAGCUACUGGGACCGCUGCAUGGUCGGCGGUUACCUCUCCCCCAAAUCGGUCCUUGAGGUCUUUGAAAAGCUCGUGGCCGGUUCCAUUAACUGGCCAGCUAUAGGGAGCAUGCUCGACUACGUCAUCCAUCCUGUGGUUCCCUCUGAGACGCUGACCCUUGAGGUCCAGUACGAGACGGACCGGAAGCUAUACGUGGACUUCUUGCCACUGUUGGUGAUGGAGGACGGAACUUCACUGAUUGCCAAACCGCACCGGCUCUCUGCCGAGCGCAACGAGAACCUGUGGCGGCAGAGCUUCCGUGUAGCCGAAACGGCGCGGCUCAGGGCGCUGGAUCAGGAGGACGGGGGCUGCCGGCGCACCUGCCUUAAGGUGGCGAAGGCUGUGUGCAAGCUCAGCCCCGCCCUCCACCGGCUUAACUCCAGCCAGCUCACCAACACCAUCCUGCUGCUGAGUGAGAAGGAAGGCGACUGGACACAAGAAGCUCUGGCCGACCGCUUCCUCCAGCUGCUGCGAGCGCUGGUGGGACACCUAGAGGCCGGGAGGCUGUUGUGCGCCCUCAGUCCUAAAGUUAACUUGUUCUGCGAGCUGACUGAACAGGAAGUAGAUGAGCUGGGGUAUACUCUCUACUGCGCCCUUUCGGAUCCUGAGGGGCUGCUGAGAACUGAAGUGGAGCAGCCGUAAACAUCCCAAACAAGCAACAAAUAAAAUGCCAACCUCAAUUUUUGUUUUUGGGUCAAAUAUUUUUCAGUCGCAAAAAAUCCUGCAUGGAAUAAUCACCUCUUUUUGUUUUUAUUACCUCUAAAAUCACCAGUGAGAAACCAUGACACAGUAGCAGUUCCAGUGUUAGGGCUGUUGAUAUGAUAGCUGUGUCUUCUGUUGUCCAAAUAUUCUCAGCUCAGUGAAGCGAGUCUCCUUAAAGUCAUCGUAUUAAUGAAGUUUAGAGUGUAUCAUGGUGGAUGGACCUCUGACGUCUUUACCAUCAUUUCAUUAUAAAGAGGAAGGCACGAAGUCAGCUAGAUUUUACCUCCACAUUGAGAUAGAGAUGUAUUUAAUGCAGUUCAGAGUUACUACGCCUACCGUGCUCAGUGUGUUUUUAAUCUAGUUUCAAAGGACUGAAUGUAAUAUUAAAUUGUAUGUAUGCCAAUCCAAAAUGUAAUAAAAUCCUGAUCAGCCUUAA